AUGUUUUUGAGACAUGGCUGGACUGCAGUGGCAUACUCAUGGCUCACUGCAGCCUCAACUUCCCAGGCUCAAGUGGUCUUUCCACCUCAGCCUCUUUAGUAGCUGGGACUACAGGUGUGUACCACCAUGUCCCAUGAAUUUUUUGUAUUUUUUGUAGAGAUGAGGUUGCCUAGGCCUAUGUUGCCUAGGCCGGUCUUGAACUCUUGUCUCAGGUGAUUCACCUGCCUCAGCCUCCCAAAGUAAGCCACUGCCCCCAGCCAAUUUUCAUUAUUUUGCAAAUAGUUUGAUGUUAUAUUUGUUUUCCUCUUUGACUUAAUAUUAUUUUAUUUUUUUAAAAAGAAGCUCUGACCAAGCAAAUUACUAGUCUGUCUCUUUAUUUUUUUUUAGUAGAACUUUUUUUUGGUUCUUUUUUGUCCUAAAAUAGUUUCUGAAAAUUAGGCCAUAGAAGAAUUUUAGGAAAAACAACAGAAGUCAUUGCAUUUGAAUCAUUUACUUCACUUAUUUGAUCCUAGUCUUAUGUGUCUCAGAUUAAAUCAACUGGCUUUGAAAAUCCGAGUUUUAUGCCAUUUAACUCUGAAUGAAGAGUGCAAAGUGAAAGACUUGGGAAAAGGGACGAACUUACCCCUAGAAGCCUGGGGCUCCUUGCCUGGCAGAUGGUCAGAAAGAACUGCACUACCUUCCAUUUUCAAGUCCCUAGCAGAGAGGCUCAGUGGCAGAAUGGGAAUUCUUCCAUGAGGACUCGACAGUCAACCAAAGUUGAACAAUUACAUGUAGAAGAGAGUGAGCAAAUAGAGGGCUUGCUGAGUGAAAAAUGAUUCUGAAUUCUACAAAAAUGUAAGGUCUUUAAUCUGGACCCUACUCUCUGAAUUGUGCAGGCUGCACUGAAACGCCCUGGUGAUCUGACGUUUAGGAAGAAAGUUAAAGAGUUGGUCAGAUGGAUAGUUCAUAAUGGGUGAUUCCAUUCCAAGAGCCCAUUGCCCAGCUUUGGUUUUGGUUGUAUCAUAAUCUCCAACCAUUAAUCCCAUUGACAGAGUGGAAUAUUUCAGUUAACAAGACAAUAUAAUUAAUAGAGCUAUCAUUGAACCCAAAAAGGGAUUACCAAUUUUAACAUAAUUAUUACAAAAUGUAUGCUAACCCCCAAAUAAUACUAUGCAUGAUGUGACCUCUCUUUGAUUUGGAAGAACCUGUAGAACCUCAGAGGGUGUCAAGGCAUCACUUUGAGUAUCAGUUAGGAUUAUUUGGAAGUAUAGAUGUAUCAGAUGAUAGAAAUGACAAGCAGUACUGCCCAGAAGGGAGUUCCAAAGAGGAUGACCCCCAAACGGAACUUCCUGCAGCUGCAUUUAAAGAAUUGUGUUCAUGUGUGGUACGUGGUACAUGCAUUUUAAAUUCCCAACAUUAUUGACAUCUGGUCACCUCAUCUUUGCAUAUUGUCCAUUUUAUUCCAAAAGCCCUUGGCAUUUUAUCUGGGAUAGCAUGGGUAAACUGAAACAUUUGACCUCGACUUUCCCCUUUUGUCUUUCAUCUGUUUCUGGUUCAUUGGCUGGGAGUUGCACCUGCGGGAGGACGUCUCAUGCAGACUUGCACAUAUACAGGGAGUGUUGCAUUGAAGGUCUUUGCUGGACCUUCUGUUCAGAAGGUGAUUUUCAAAAGCGAGCAAUGCUGCCAAUGCAGCUUGCUUCUCUUGACAGAUUGAGAAGUCCAGCUUCAAAAGUUACCUGCCAUUUAAGCAAGGAGUUUGUCAAGAGAUCAUGGUUCAUUUUAUUGAAAAUACUUUAAGGAGUUGUAGGAUUUAUUCAUAGAUUGCUGAGAACAAUGGCAAUAUUUUUAUUUUUACAGAGUUUGCACUUCUGAUUUCAGGUUAAACGCUAACUUGUUUUUAGUCUGCUUAGGGGAUUGUGACUUGAAAAUUUUUAUAUUCUGAUGAGCUUUUUUGUAGUGUCCACAAUGUAUAAAAUAUUUCCUAGGUGAGAUCUAUGUUCUCCAUUUAUUGAUGCAUUGCAGACCAAUUUGAGUGAUGUGUUUAAGGAAAAUUCUUCCUAGUUUAAUAAGUAAGCUAAAAGGUUUUUUUUAAUAUUUAAUGUUUAAUCUCUGUCUCGUGUUAUUUAAAAUUAGCCUGCAGAUACUUUCCCUCACUUCUGUAGGCUCUUGGAAGAUAAACAUUCAAACAGCGGAACAAACAAUAAAUUAAAUAAAAAAUAAGAAUUAUAUUUUCUUAAUUUCUGCCUCAGAAUUUGCGUUUUGUCUUUCUGCCUUUUUUCUUUUGGAUGUCAAAAUAGAUGAGAUCGUAUACUCUAUGGAGUAUAAAUUGUUACUGAAGUUUUUAUUUUUGGUAAUGAAUGAGUAAGAAUAAGACUAUCUCUGUGAUUAUUAAAAUACAUGGAAUUAUCCAGGAAAUUUUCCUUACAAGGAAUUAAAAUAUUCCUGUAUUAAAGAGAAGAAAAGCCUUUCCCAAGCGGCUGGCGAAGAUGGCGGAGGUGCAGGUCCUGGUGCUUGAUGGUCGAGGCCAUCUCCUGGGCCGCCUGGCGGCCAUCGUGGCUAAACAGGUACUGCUGGGCCGGAAGGUGGUGGUCGUACGCUGCGAAGGCAUCAACAUUUCUGGCAAUUUCUACAGAAACAAGUUGAAGUACCUCGCUUUCCUCCGCAAGCGGAUGAACACCAACUCUUACCGAGGCUCCUACCACUUCCGAGCCCCCUACCACUUCCGAGCCCCCAGCCGCAUCUUCUGGCGGACCGUGCGAGGUAUGCUGACCCACAAGACCAAGCGAGGCCAGGCCGCUCUGGACCGUCUCAAGGUGUUUGACGGCAUCCCACCGCCCUACGACAAGAAAAAGCGGAUGGUGGUUCCUGCUGCGCUCAAGGUUGUGCGUCUGAAGCCUACAAGAAAGUUUGCGUAUCUGGGGCGCCUGGCUCACGAGUUUGGCUGGAAGUACCAGGCAGGGACAGCCACCCUGGAGGAGAAGAGGAAGGAGAAAGCCAAGAUCCACUACGGGAAGAAGAAACAGCUCACGAGGCUACGGAAACAGGCCGAGAAGAACGUGGAGAAGAAAAUUGACAAAUACACAGAGGUCCUCAAGACCCACGGCCUCCUGAUCUGAGCCCAAUAAAGACUGUUAAUUCCUCAAAAAAUAAAAAAUA
Messenger RNA from Pan troglodytes (chimpanzee), 3135 nucleotides. RefSeq names its product large ribosomal subunit protein uL13-like. Gene Ontology annotation, molecular function: structural constituent of ribosome; mRNA binding. Gene Ontology annotation, biological process: negative regulation of translation; translation. The transcript has a single exon. Bases 2466 to 3095 code for a protein of 209 amino acids. Gene Ontology annotation, cellular component: ribosome; cytosolic large ribosomal subunit. The record is from RefSeq and is a predicted model, not a curated record. NCBI's taxonomy places the organism in Eukaryota, Metazoa, Chordata, Mammalia, Primates, Hominidae.